UGCGCGGAGACCAUUUCCUCUCGGCAAGCAGAAGGCCCCUCUCUCUUGUUGCCUUGCCACACACACACACAACAAAUAAACACACAUGAUCUACAGGGCGCACACUAGCGUCAAGUCCACGCAGCGAUUUUGGGAUUGUCGACAAUUCAAACCGCAGCAGCCGAACCUGGAUGCCCCCCGCCGCAGUCCCCCCCAUGGACCACCGUCGCUAGUUGUCGCAGCCCGCUUGGUCGAUGCUUUUUCUCGGGCACUGAUGGUACCAGCUGAACAGUGAGCGCUACCUGCCAGAGGACACCCGCCCACUUCCUCUCAUCAUGUCUGGGAUUCAUGCACCGUGGUCGACGGGCACAGAGUGCGUAGCCAAGUACAACUUCCAGACGGCCAACGAACAGGACCUACCCUUCUGCAAAGGAGACGUGCUGACCAUCAUCGGAGUCACCAGGGAUCCUAACUGGUACAAAGCGAGGAACAUUGUGGGCAGAGAGGGAACCAUUCCGGCAAACUAUGUCCAGAAGAGGGAAGGAGUCAAGUCGGGAGGGAAACUCAGUCUGAUGCCAUGGUUCCACGGGAAGAUCACCCGUGAGCAAGCUGAGCGUCUCCUCUACCCUCCCGAGACGGGGCUGUUUCUUGUGCGUGAGAGCACCAACUACCCAGGCGACUACACGCUCUGCGUCAGCUGCGAUGGCAAGGUAGAGCACUACCGCAUCAUUUACCACAACGGCAAGCUCACCAUCGACGAGGAGGAGUACUUCGACAACCUCAUGCAGCUGGUGGAGCACUACACCAAAGAUGCCGAUGGCCUGUGCACCAGCCUCAUCAAGCCCAAGUUGAUGGAGGGCACUGUGGCAGCGCAGGACGAGUUCUCCAGAAGUGGCUGGGCCCUAAACAGGAAGGAGCUGAAACUCCUGCAGACCAUUGGUAAAGGAGAGUUUGGGGAUGUGAUGGUGGGUGACUACAGAGGGACCAAAGUGGCGGUCAAGUGUAUCAAAAACGACGCCACGGCACAGGCUUUCAUCGCAGAAGCCUCAGUCAUGACGCAAUUGAGACACAACAACUUGGUGCAGUUGCUGGGAGUCAUUGUGGAGGAGAGGGGGAGUCUCUACAUCGUCACAGAGUACAUGGCCAAGGGCAGCCUGGUGGACUACUUGCGUUCCCGAGGACGGACUGUGCUUGGUGGCGACUGCUUACUGAAGUUCUCUCUUGAUGUGUGCGAGGCCAUGGAGUACCUGGAAGCCAACAACUUUGUCCACAGAGAUCUGGCGGCACGCAACGUGCUGGUGUCGGACGACCACAUCGCCAAGGUCAGCGACUUUGGCCUGACCAAGGAGGCCUCCUCCAUACAGGACACCGGCAAGCUCCCCGUCAAGUGGACAUCCCCUGAAGCUCUGAGGGAGAAGAGGUUUUCCACCAAGUCUGAUGUCUGGAGUUAUGGAAUAUUACUCUGGGAGAUCUACUCCUUCGGCCGUGUGCCUUACCCUCGAAUUCCGCUGAAAGAGGUGGUGCCGCGCGUGGAGAAGGGCUACAAGAUGGACGCCCCCGACGGCUGCCCGCCGGUGGUGUACGACCUGAUGAAGCAGUGCUGGACCCUCGACGCGGCGGUGCGGCCAUCCUUCCGCAUGCUGAGGGAGAAGCUGCAGCAUAUCCGAGCCAAGGAGCUCUACCUGUGAAGCGACGGGGGUGAUGAUGAUGAUGAUGUGGGGAGGGGUUGAAAAACAAGGGACCACAGUGAGCUUUCCUCCCACAACCCCCAGACACCUGCCAGCUUCCCUUAAAGGACCCACUUCCUGUUCGUGUUGUAAAGCUUUCGCCCAGUUCACUGCUCUUUCCCUUCUGCUUCCUCUUCCUCUCCACCUCUGUUGAACACGGCAUUAAGUGGAGGGGAGGCUGGCCUUUUCCUCCACGUUUGUCAGGUGCUCGCUUUACAACGCCGCCCCCUGCCCAUCCCCCCACCCCUCUUGUAUGUCCCACUGCCGCUUUCGUCGCUCGCUCUCCUCUCUCUGCUGGCUGCGGUGUCAGGUGUGGGGCCUUCGCUCUGUGCCAAAGUGCCUCCAGAGCUCCACAAACACGUCACUGCUGUCUUUUUUUUUUUUUUUUUUUUUUUUUUUUAUUACUUUCUUUUUUCAGGGAGGUUAUCAAACCAAUUUUCUAGUGCCGUCUUUCUUUCUCCCAAUUUUUUACAUGUCUCAACAUUUUUAGUGGUCCAGGAGCCAUUAUUGGCGGGAAUGGGGGAGGGGGCAGGAUGAGGACAAGGAGCAGCCCCUGAACAAUUCACCAUACGUGGGCGUGUUUUUUUAUAUCAAAUAUAUUUAAAGGAUUUAAAAAAAGACUGACUGGGGCAGAUAAUUUACAAAAACAAAAGUAUAAACAAAGGCAGGAGGGGGCGGUGGGCCGGUGGGGGGUGUUGGUGCAUGCUGUGUGUAUGCGUGUGUGCAUGUGUGAGAGAGUUUGUGAGAGUGAGAGGCCUUCGGUUCAACUGUCAGUGCUUUCAAUGUUCAUUGUUUUAUUAUGCUAUCAUGAAUAAAUCAUUCCAUCUGAGUAGA
Messenger RNA from Phyllopteryx taeniolatus (common seadragon), 2540 nucleotides. RefSeq names its product tyrosine-protein kinase CSK. The transcript is spliced from 13 exons. Gene Ontology annotation, molecular function: ATP binding; protein binding; protein tyrosine kinase activity. Gene Ontology annotation, biological process: adherens junction organization; protein phosphorylation; regulation of Fc receptor mediated stimulatory signaling pathway. NCBI's taxonomy places the organism in Eukaryota, Metazoa, Chordata, Actinopteri, Syngnathiformes, Syngnathidae. The record is from RefSeq and is a predicted model, not a curated record. Bases 315 to 1667 code for a protein of 450 amino acids.